Messenger RNA from Ananas comosus (pineapple), 803 nucleotides. Its product is annotated as putative ripening-related protein 1. The transcript has 2 exons. The coding region runs from base 198 to 533 and encodes 111 amino acids. NCBI's taxonomy places the organism in Eukaryota, Viridiplantae, Streptophyta, Magnoliopsida, Poales, Bromeliaceae. The record is from RefSeq and is a predicted model, not a curated record.
UACUACUGCUAAUCGUGCUCUCCAACCCCGAUCUCGCCGCGUUCGCCCACAUCGCCGGAUCCUGCUGCGCCACUGGCUACUUGCCCGGCAAGUUGGGCAACUGCAACCGCGAGAACUACUCUGACUGCUGCGAAGACGGCAAGAAGUACCCACAGUACCGCUGCUCCCCUCCCGUCACCGCUGAAACUCCCGCGACCAUGACAUUGAACAGCUUCGCUAAGGGCGGGGACGGCGGGGGGCCUUCGGAGUGCGACAACAAGUAUCAUCCAGAUGACGAAAUGGUGGUCGCAUUGUCGACCGGGUGGUUCGACGGGAUGAGCCGGUGCCUGAAGAAUAUCAUGAUAAACGCGAACGGGAACUCCGUGCUCGCGAAGGUCGUCGACGAGUGCAACUCCGUGAACGGGUGCGACAAAGACCACGACUUCCAGACGCCGUGCGCGAAUAACAUCGUGGACGCUUCGCCGGCCGUGUGGAAGGUGCUUGGGAUCCCGAAGGAGGUCAGAGAGCACAGCAUCAUCUGGUCGGACGCCUGAUUGAUUGGUUGAUUGAGUUGCAUCGACGUGCGCACUUUUGUGCACACACUUUGAUGCAUACAAAAUCUAUAACUAGAUUAAAAGGGGGUGCCUGUAAUAUAAUUCGUAUACUUUGUUUGCAUUACGUUGAGCUUAGUUGUUGCUUAUGUACGUACGAGUGUGGUGUGUUAUAUUAAUUUGUUGUCACUGUUCAUUUGUUUGAUGCGUACAUAUGCUGCACUAUUUAAACGUAAUAAUCAUAAUAUAUAUGUAUCAUAUUUAGUUGUGUUC